AUGGGUUUGCUCGGCAUGGAGGCCAGCCAGGGCUUCUUUAUGAAGUUCAUGGCUGUCCUGUUCUUCAUCAUGACGUUCGGGCAGAUCGGUCAGCUCGCCUACUGCUGGCUCAUGACUGGGGGUUUGCUAUGGGCCUUCCUGUCAACUUUCGGCUUCGAACAAGAUGACAUCAUUGCAAUCCUGGCUGCGUUGGCCGGGCUGCGCGCUGUGCCUUACUUGUACAAGCGACUCCUGACCCUGGUGGCCACCUAUCCCUUGUCCCUGACCUUCAAGUUCGCCUCCCAGAUUUUGCCCAAGUACACCAUCGAGGAGGCGGAGUUCUUCACCUGUGAUGGUGCCUCGCCCGAGGUGGCAGAGCGAAGGAAGAACUCCAUCAAGGAGCUCAGUGAGAAAUGGAAGAAGAAGUACCCCAAGUGCCAAGAGUUCUCCGUGGAGUUGAAGAAGAUGAUCUCAGACCUUCGCUUCACUUCUGCUAGGUGCUUCCCGGCCUUCAACGGCGUGGUCCAGAAAUACCUGGAUCCUUCGAUGGCCCUGGAUCGCACCGAGGGCGUCGAUGUGGUCGACCUCGAUCAAAACAGUGCCAUGGACAUCUCCGGAUCCUAUGGUGUCAAUGUCUGCGGCUAUGAGAAAUACAAGGACUUCAUCGAGGAAGGAUGGUCCAGCGCCAAGAAGCAGGGCCUUUUCCUGGGCUCGCUGGACAAUAUCGUUCUGGACAACAUCGCACGUUUGCGUAAGGUUUCUGGCCAGGAUGAGGUGUCCUUCCACAUGUCUGGCACAGAGGCAGUGAUGUGCGCCGUGCGUGUGGCACGCUUCAACACCAAGAAGCCACUGGUCGUAACCUUCGGUGGUGCUUACCAUGGGUGGUGGGACGGAAUGCAACCUGUGGCCGGCAAUGAGCGGUUGCCACAGGACGUGCUUUGCUUGAAGGAUAUGAACAACCUGUCCUUGCAGGUGAUUCAACUUCGUAGCAGCGAGAUCGCCGCGGUCCUGGUGAAUCCCCUUCAAUGCUUCCAUCUCAACCAGUCUCCACCUGGCGAUGCUGUCUUGUCCACCAACAAUCGCAAAGUGGGUCCUACGCCAGGAUACAAAGAGUGGCUCCACAAGUUGAAGGAGACCUGCACCAAAGCAGGCGUUUGCCUGAUCUUCGACGAGGUUUACACGGGCUUUCGCCUUCAUCCUCGAGGAGCACAGGGUGCCUAUGACGUGAAGGCUGACAUCGUUUGCUACGGGAAGACCCUCGGUGGCGGGCUUCCUAUUGGCGUGGUGUGCGGUCCCAAGGAGCUUAUGGCCCGUGGAGACGCGAAAAAGGCAGCACGGAUCAACUACGUCAUCGGAACUUUCGCAGGCCACCCCUUCGUGAUGGCCUGCAUGAAUGCCUUUCUGAAGUGGCUGGAGGAGCCGGCUACCGUGAAGUCCUAUGACGAGAUGCACGCCAACAUCGAUGCUUUCAUCAAGGCUGCGAACAAAAAGUUCGAGGAGAAGGGGUACCCGGUCCAGCUCACCAACUGGUUCUCCGUCUGGUCCAUCCUUUACACGAAGCCGGGCCGCUACCACUGGAUUUUCCAGUACUUCCUCAAGGAUGCCGGGGUGAACCUGAGCUGGGUGGGCACCGGUCGUCUACUCUUCUCCCUUGAGUGGAAGAAGGCAGACUUCGACCGUUUGCUGGACCGGCUCUUGGCGGCUUGCGAGCUGAUGCAGAAGGGUGGCUGGUGGGAGGAGCCCAAAGCCAAUAUCAAGGCAAAGCUGGGCGUGGAGAUCGGCACCGCAGUGUUCAAGAACGUCCUCGGGUUGUCCGGUUGA
Messenger RNA from Symbiodinium necroappetens, 1800 nucleotides. The record is from the annotation of a GenBank genome assembly. Lineage: Eukaryota; Dinophyceae; Suessiales; Symbiodiniaceae.